UGCGUAUCUGAUAGUAUGAGGUUUGUUGAAUGGUCAUAUCCUUCGAGCACACCGACAAAGAACCGCCCGUCAGACGUCAGAACAGCAACCUUUUCUGUUCAUGUUUAAAUAGGCGUUUAAGCUCGACAUUCGCCCCCUUGUGUGGUUUUACUUGAAUGUGUUGAUGUUGAUGUUGAUGUUUUGUUGUGAAAAUUUCACACACGUUCUUUUCUCCCUAACGAGCCAGGCACGCGGUACACACAGAUGCCAGAGUUCAGGUUCAGAACAGCACAGAGACCCGAUAUUCACCCGUUGGAGCUCGUAGUGCAAAGCGUUGUUGGUGAUUCGCUCGAGGUUCUUUCCACCCAUUUGCAGACGGUGCACGAAUCACAGGUUGUGCUAAUAGCGAGGAUCAAGGCCAUCGACGAGAAGGUGAAGCGAUGGCAGUCACAGGCUGAAAUCGAUACAGACGUCAAGGCCAUGGAGGAGAGGCUAUCGCUAGUGAAGAAGAGGCUCAUGGUGUUACUGGACAGGCUGGACGUGAUCGAGGCCAGGGUUAAGAGACAGAUGGUGACAUGAACAGUCAAUAUUGUAUACUAUACUAU
Messenger RNA from Williopsis jadinii, 584 nucleotides. It is a transcript of the gene SNN1, whose product is annotated as Snn1p. Bases 244 to 558 code for a protein of 104 amino acids. The transcript has 2 exons. Lineage: Eukaryota; Fungi; Ascomycota; Saccharomycetes; Phaffomycetales; Wickerhamomycetaceae. The record is from RefSeq and is a predicted model, not a curated record.